Molecule: messenger RNA, 4710 nt
Organism: Fusarium musae
Lineage: Eukaryota; Fungi; Ascomycota; Sordariomycetes; Hypocreales; Nectriaceae
Exons: 4
Coding region: 1-4710 (1569 amino acids)
Source: RefSeq, a predicted model, not a curated record
AUGAGGUUCCUCAACGUGAAGACCUUGAAACUCCAUAGUUUUGAGGACGCCUCUGCAUACCCGCCCUACGCGAUCCUCUCUCAUUGCUGGUAUUCAUCGGAACAGGAGUUGACCUUCAAAGACUUUGAAGAUCUAAGUCAGCACACUUCAAAACCCGGAUAUUCCAAGAUCGUCAACGCCUGCCAUGCCGCUGUUACUCAGGGCUACAUGUGGCUCUGGGCGGACAGUGUCUGUAUCAAUGCAGAAGACACGCUUGAGAAGGAGGAGACCGUGAAAAGUCUUUACUCAAUGUUUUCAAAAGCAGGUGUUUGUCUGCGGUAUCUAAGCGAAAUACCCAAUGCGAAUAUCAAGGAUGAUGAUAAAGAAAUCUUAUCUUCACCUGCCCGAAAGAGUCGGUGGGCGAGUCGAGCAUGGACUUACAAAGAGCUGACUCCACCACACAAGUCGGUAUUUUAUGCCGCUGAUUGGUCUCAACUGGACCCAGAGCUUCAGGCUGAAGUCAGUACUAAUAUACUUGGAGUCAACCAAGACAACGGAUCGAAAGAAGACAGAAAUCGUUUCCAUUCUCCGUUAGAAGGGCCGACAGGGACUGGGACACUGAGCUCGUUUGACUUCAGCUCUGCUCCAACCGUUGAUGAAGCGGAGCGCUCAAUGAUCGCUGACGCAAGACGGAACCUAAACAUCACCCAAAAUGGAGCCUUGGACAAAUCAACAUGGGGUUACUCAUACACAGUCAAAUACAGAAGGGGUUUGAGUCAUAACUAUGGUGAUGAUUCCAAUGGAGAUCCCGUUGAUCCACAAGCAAAUAGUCGGAGUGUGUUCAAAAUCCUAAUUCUUGACAAUGAUCAUGCCGUGAGAAAUACGCUGGCAACGCUGUUAAAGCGUCUGGUUCCGGCCCAAGUCACUGUUGACAGUGGCGACGUGGUGAACUUCGAGAAAUCCGGUUAUGACAUUCUUUUCGCUCGUGGAGAGGGAACUCCUCUGCUACACAUGCUACCAAACUACUGUCGUCGAGGGGCCGUUCCAAUGUCCAAAAGACCCCUAUUUGCGCCGAACCCAUCCUCUUCUGUUCAGAAGAUAUCACUCCAGGAACAUGGAACACCUCAGGUCAUCUGCGAAUUUCAAAAGCAGAAGUUCAUUAAGAAGCUUGUAUCGUUUGUGCCUGGAGUUGAACAGGACAACGAAAAUGACUCCAUAUGGAAAUUUAACGUCUUGCUAGUGUUGUCAUCAGAUCUCGCUUCUUGCAGCUCUGAGCAGGAGUCUGUAGGUCAAGAUCAGCUAUUGGGUCAUCCAACUAUUGAUUCUGUAACUUCGGAUCUCUUUUGUGAUCAACAGGCCAUGGCCCACGUCCCAGAUGAAUACCCAUACCGUGUCUACCUGAUCCCGAUGAAGGAUACAGGGCCAGCGGACAGCUGCCAUCACAACCCUACUUUAGUUAACAUCCAAAGCCCUCACGAGCAUGGUAGUGUGCAAAGCGAUGCCAUCACCAAUAGCCUAUAUUCAUCAACCAUUGAAUUCAAAAACCAGAGCCAUGGGACACCGCCUUCGACUGUUCCUACUUCUAUGCCGCAUCAGCCCCAAAAUCCAAAAAGGAUCUUGGGUUCUUUGCAGACAACAGAAUGCCAAGCGGAAGAAGAGGAGGGUAUACCAUCAAGCCAUCCUAAGGAAAGACAGAAUCAGUGGUCUUCUCGCAAGUCCGAAAAGAAUUGCGCUGAAUUCGAUGCAGCUACAACGUAUUCUUUUGAUACGCUCUCUGAUGACCCCCAGUUGCAAUACUUUCAGGCCUUCAUAGAUCAACUCGCCGAGGAUGUUAGCUCCGAUGCUCAAUGCACAACUAUUAAAAACGUUGGACCAGAAUUCCUUGAAGAAACGCUCAGAGAGUUUGCAUGGAGGCUACAUGGAGAAUCAACGAAUACUUUUCAGCUCGAGACUUCUGUGAUCAUCCACCGUAAGAGGAGGCAUAUUGUGGACCUCCUCGAACUCCAAGUUCCGGCAUUUGAAACAGCUGAGAGCGAGUCUGGUCAUAGUUACAUGAGCUCGGGGAAAGCAGACUACGAGGAUGAAAGCCCCACGAAGCCCUUCAGAAAGCCAGAAGAAAUGAUCGUUGACUGGAUAGGCGACAUUGGUUCUGGAGAACCGAACGGUCUUUCACAGAUGCCCCAGUACAGACAGUUCAUCCUAGGAUCCGAGGCUUAUCAAUGGCUUCUAACAAAUAUCAGCCAACAAAGUCGACUAUCUUGCGAAGUGCCUAGCUUGAUGAAUAGGAUUGGCGCUACGAUCAGAAGUAUUUUGAAAGAACAUAUUCCGCAGCACAAAAUGAGCAGAAAGCAAGCAUGCAUCGACUUCGAAAUGACAUACUCUCUGACCUUGGAUAUCAUUGGAAUGAUGAAGCGCUCCGGGAUUUCCUCCUCCUUUGGCAAAGCCUUGACCAACAUCCUUUGCUUGACAGGCAAAUGCGACGAAGCGCAAGCUACAAGUGUCGCAGAAUACAUGGCCCAAACAUGGCCCCAAUCUGGCGGUGCCAUUAUUUCCCUAAUGCAAGCCCUUCUAUCAGACCAAGAGAGUUGUUUUAGUGGUGUGUCUCCUAAGACUGUUCAGUCUAGCACUAGGACAGCGCCUAACUGGCCCGGAACCACUCGAGAGAAUUAUUCCAAUCAUUGUUUUCUUAAGGGUUCUAUGCAUAAAGGCAGCAACAGAGACGUUCGAUACGAAAUCACGGCCAGGGGCGGCUACUACGCUGUUUCAGAGGUAGGUGAACAGAUUGCUUGGUUAGCUUCGGUCUUUCGAGAACACAAGCACACCGGCUUUAUAUCGAUCAUGCCACGUGUUACCGAUUUCUCAGCCACAGCCUUGAAUGAUAACGGUGGAAGUACCACUUCUGUUAUGGGAAAGUGUCGCUUUUCUUUCUCUGAAAUCCCGGAGACCGCUUAUAACCCAAAACAAGGCUUCUGCUGGGAACGGUUAUUCAGCUCUCUGAAUAUUGUACGAGGCUACCCGAUACUACGACGUUCAGUGCCGAACCCUGGCCUCGAGGUGUCUUUGCAAUAUGCAGCGUCUAUAGUGGGAUCUUCCGAGGUUGUCCAGUGGGGUAGCAGGCUGGUAAUCAAAGGUUUCAACAUGUUGAUGGUUGCUACACAAGCGACUGCUGACGUCGUGGUAUGGCAUCUCCUCGUUAGUCAAAAGCCUGAGGAGCGAAUCUCAUACGUGGAUCCGAGGCUCGAUCAUAUUGAUAUCAAAUCUUCUGAAGAAAUUUCCCUUCGGCAUAUUGAAGGCAAACGUCACAUUAUUGGAUGGUGUACCAAAGCAACAGACUUGUGUGGACAUCACACUGCUAAUCACGAGAUAAAACCUGGCGGUCUACCGAAAUCAUCAGCAUCCAUUGUUGUAGACAAGCUAUACAUAGAAGGUGGAAGUCCUGUUACUGCUGGUGUCAUGCUCGACGUUAACAAAAAGGAACAACCCUUUUGGCUCCAACGAGAGAAAGACUACCCGAGUCUUCUCAAUUGGGUCAAACUUCAACCAGUGAUUUUCUACGAUGUUGAAGAACGCCGUGCAUGGCUUGUCGACGGUGCUUCUGCCCUGCUCCAUCUCGUCCGCAUUUCACUUCACUUAGAUAUCAACGACCCCGAAUCAGCCUACGACUGGGUAUAUGAUCCCAGCAAGCUCAAAGACCACUGGCCAGGUGUUGGGAGUCGCCAAGCGGCACUUCAGACUUUAAAGAACUGGGAAAACAGGGCAUUAAACGUUUACAUCGUUGACAAGCACAUGGAUUCGAAUGGUGUACCUGCAACCAAGUAUUCGACCUUUGAAGAGCGAGUAAAGCGAAUUCUUCACUCCAUAGAGAAGUUGAUCGAUCGACAAGCCCAGGCGGCAUCUCAAGAUGGUAUCAAGAUCUCUCAAACCUUGGACCCACGUCGGGAUGUUGUUGGUUUCGACAUCGUGGAUGUCAUUGAUCCAGCAGUUCCUAUUUACCCACGUAUUCAGCAUCUCAAUUCAUGGGGACACGGAUGGAUCGACCUGAUACCGACUGUUGGUAUCACCGCCCUGUUCGGGCGAGGAUUUGGAGAUCUUAUACGCGCCGACGAACCUGAUUUGAUCUGCCCAAGCUGGCGAUCGGUUCCAGCAGGAAAAGACUAUCUUGCUGCUUCCAUAUCGACAAUGCAGAUGCUCCAUGAGAAACGUCUCCUUAGGAUGGAGCCGGGCCUUAUUGGAGGCGAACUAACCAAGAAGAUUACUUGGGUAGCUGCCAAAGAAGCAUCUUCGUAUUGCAAGUGCCUCAAGAGGCAAGCUAGUAGUUUUGUCCAAACUGCUGGGUCAGAGUGCAAUCACAACCCUGUCCAGUUCCUUGCCAAGAAAUGGUGGUCCCGUACUAUACCGCACGGCUUGAAGCCUGUACAUUUAGGAUCUCUUGAUGCUGAAGGGGCUGUGAUAUUUGGUCACACUGUUCUGGGACUUAGAACUGGGGACAGAUCGACGUCGAGACAGGCAGAUGAUGAUGGCGAGGCGUCGAUGACAAGCGGCGAACAGGCCCAGGAUGCUUCAGUAACUGGCUCAAUCGUGAGUCAGACUACAUCCAUUACUGUCCCUAGUGUCGGCCAUUCCAGCCAUGACGCGGAAAGUGCUCAGGAGAGUUUGGAUGGUACAAGCAACGCGACAGCUGAGGGUAAGAAGAAAAGAUGGUCAAAGUUCAAGAACUGGGUCAAAAGAUGA